This is a messenger RNA of Diprion similis, 963 nucleotides long. RefSeq lists its product as uncharacterized. The record is from RefSeq and is a predicted model, not a curated record. Lineage: Eukaryota; Metazoa; Arthropoda; Insecta; Hymenoptera; Diprionidae. Bases 60 to 563 code for a protein of 167 amino acids. The transcript has 5 exons.
GUGUGGGGAUAAAUAUAUAUUUUUUUUUUUAUAUAAAAGGAACGAAUAAGGAAAACACGAUGCAGCUGACAACGUGCUGCCGAUGCUUUUCACUCAGGACUGGGACCAUAAUCAGCGGAAUAUGUGGAAUAGUUCUUGCUGUAAUCGCCAUAAUAAUCAUGCUGACAACGGAAGUCGAGUGGAAAACUAUCGUGAUUGACUUUCUGCCACAGUCGGUAGUCAAAAUUAUAUUGGCGAUAAAUUUGUGCAUGACGAUCCUGAUCUCAACGCUGUUGAUCAUCGGAGUGUUCAAGCGAAAUACAUUUUUGAUGCUGCCUUGGGUCGUGCUGGGUAUUAUGCUGGCCGUAUCGCUUUUGAUCAGCGUAAUAUACACGUCGGUGAUGCUCUUUAUAAACGAGGAUGUACUCAACGGUUCUCUGUGGAUAGUAUUCGGUCUGAUAUCCGUUGUUGUUUACGUCUACAUGUGGUUGGUCGUAUACAGCUUUUUCCAACAAUUGCGUUUCGAGAAGGCCAACGUGAGAAUUGGGCCUUACGGAAGACCCUACAAUUACCGCAAGGCAUAGACUGCACACGUACUACAUACAACGACAGGUUGAAGAAAUCUAAUUGUGGAGCAAAGGAAUCUCGUUCAAAUUGUAAAAUAGUCAUUAUUUGAACAAAUUUUUUUACGUCGAAGAAAUUUCACCAAAGCAUCACACAUGACAAAAUAUACAUAUAUCGUGCGAAUCAUUCACUCUCAUCCCAAUGUAAUUGUGCCCUAUUUUAAGUAUAAAUGACUCUCAACACUCAUACUCAGUGUAACCAAAGUAAGGAUAUUUUGUUUGUGUAUAAUAUAAAUACUCAGGUAAAAGAGUGCGAGGUAUAAAUAAUUUUUUUUUUUCUUUUUCUUUCUUAUCUUUAAGUUUUGUUCCAAAUUUUUUAUACGUUCAUUUUUAUCUCAUUAUUACACGUCAAACGUAGCCC